AUGAUCGAUCGUCUAAUUAUAGGUUUGGCAAUAUUGUUAAUGGUUGGAAAUAAUUAUGCCUUUGACAUACCUCAAGCACUAGAGAUUCCGAUUGAGAAAGAGUUUAAAUUAACUUAAACAUAAUUCAAUUUAUUGUACAGCAUAUUUGCAGUUCCAAAUAUAGGAUUAUCAAUUGGAGGAGGUAUCAUGAUAGAUAGAAUGGGAGGAAGAUGGGGAGUAUAAAUUAUAAAAUAAUAGGUAUUUACAUUUUCAUUAAUGCUUGGAUUAUCAUAAUUGUUUAUAGCAUUUGGUGGAUGUUAUUAAAAAUAUUACAUGAUGUUAGUAGGAAGAGCAAUAUUUGGAAUAGCAAGUGAUCUAUUGCAUAUAGCAGUAUUUAAAGUGAUUGCUAGAAGAAUGCCACAUUGUUUAGGAACAGCAAUGGGUUUGAUUUUAACAGUUCCAGAGUUGGCAGCAGCAUUGAAUUCUUUUUUAUCACCAUAUCUAUUUGAAAAAACUCAUUCUUUAGAGUUGCCUUUACUUUUUGGAUUAUCAUUGUGUAUAUUGGUAUAUUGAAUAAUCCUAAGAUUAUAGUCAUUUUUAUCUGGAUUACUAUUGAUAUAUUUAGAUACAAAAUAUGAUGCAUGUUUAGCAGAAGAACCAGAUGAAGAGGUUUCAUUAUCUAAAUGUAAUUGAUCAAACUAAAAUAGUUAAGCUUACUAAACCAUUUGUUAGGAUGAGUCUAAUAACAACAUUGAUGUUAGCAGCUUAUGUUCCAUUUUUAGAUAAUGCUAAUAAAUUUUAUCAUGAGAGAUUUGGAUUUAGUAUUAUGCAUGCUGGUAGAAUAGUUACUGUUGGAUAUAUUGUAGCAGGUAUUAUAAUAUCUAUAUAAAAAUUAGCUAUCUCAUCUCCAAUUAUUGGAAAAAUUAGUGACUCUUUUUCUCAUAAACGCUAAGUACUUAUUGUCAUAUCCACUUUAAUGUUCUUUUUAUCGCAUUUACAAUUGUAUUAUAUGCCUCAUUCUACUCAUCCCAACUAUAUGUCAGUUUUCGCGUAAUUUAUAUUUUCUAACUAUGUGAAGUUUGAUAACUUUGGGAUUGUCUUAUGCUUGCUAUUCAAGCAUUCUGAUGCCUGCAUUACAAUCAACUGUUCCUGAUAAUAUGUUAGGUAUUUUUAUUUGUUUUAUUAAGAGCUACUGCUUUGGGAAUAUUGGGAAUCAUUGAAAAUAUCUGUAUGGCAACAGUUCCUAUGCUAUCAGGAUUUGUAUACACUUUUUUAAAGGGAGAGAAAGAUAGAAUGAGAGAUGUUGAUAUUAUUUAUUUAGUAUUAGCAGGAAUUGGGGUUAGCUUAUCCAUAGGAGCAUUACCAUCUUAAGGAAAAGAUAUUAAAUAUUAAAAAGAUGCAAUUAAACAGUUGCAUUAAUAACCUGAAGAAAAUAACAAUUUAAUUUGA
This is a messenger RNA of Paramecium pentaurelia, 1428 nucleotides long. The record is from the annotation of a GenBank genome assembly. Lineage: Eukaryota; Ciliophora; Oligohymenophorea; Peniculida; Parameciidae.